AUGGGAACGUCGAUGACUUGCUUGGGAAAUGUGGACGAGUUUUUUGCGGAAAUGCCUAAGAUACCAAGAGUUCCCAGCGCCAAGCAUGCUGAAUAUCCAAUGCAUUUGAAGAAGUCAGCACUGUGUGCGCAAAUGCUUGAUCGCAUCUUCGAUGAUUCUGCAAAUGCAAACGGCGGCGGGAAUUUUGCAGCGAAAAUUCCCAACACGAUCAGCUGA
This is a messenger RNA of Cylicostephanus goldi, 216 nucleotides long. The record is from the annotation of a GenBank genome assembly. Lineage: Eukaryota; Metazoa; Nematoda; Chromadorea; Rhabditida; Strongylidae.